GAAUACACAAUUUGCUGUUGUUGAAAACCCUGGAUUCUGGCAUUGGACAUUUACUUUGAAGGACAUUGAUGGGGGUGUUUUGGCUGAGAUAGAUCGUGAUUGGAGGGGGUUUGGCUUUGAGCUCUUUACUGAUGCUGGGCAAUAUGUGAUUCGGUUUGGGAACUCUGAUCCCGCCUCUAAGAUUGGCCUUGCUAGCCAGAUUCAAGAGUUGGAAGUAGUUCGCCCACUGACUUUGUCAGAGAGAGCUGUGACUCUUGCUCUUGCUAUAUCGUUGGAUAAUGACUAUUUCUCAAGACAUGGUGGAUGGGGAAUGCCUUAUGUUGAUCUCGGUGAAUAGGUCUUGCUAUCCGUGUGGUGCACAGAUGACAAAUCCCAGUAAUUAUGCGGUUAUUCGUAUUAUGUUAGGAUUCGAAACAUUGCUCGCCUGCUUUGUUAUGCUCCUUAGAGGUUCUCUAGCGGACAUGCAUUUUCUUGGGGUGCACGGAGACAUGCUCAAAACAUGAAAGAAUAGAGUUUUCAGUACAGAUGUGAUGGGCGUCUUCAUAAUAACUUGAAUUUUUCACAUCAUGGUCCUCAUCUUUUACAUGACUCAAUUUCAUGGCAACUCAAACUUGAACUUCUGAUUUGCAUAUCAGCUUGUAACUUCGCAAAUUGUAACAAUGCUUUAAUGGAUAGGAGUAAGAUGGGUCUAUGAGUCGAUUCUAAUUAUGAAAGAUGUAUACUUU
Molecule: messenger RNA, 725 nt
Organism: Fragaria vesca subsp. vesca
Lineage: Eukaryota; Viridiplantae; Streptophyta; Magnoliopsida; Rosales; Rosaceae
Product: altered inheritance rate of mitochondria protein 25-like
Exons: 4
Biological process (GO): plasma membrane phospholipid scrambling
Cellular component (GO): plasma membrane
Molecular function (GO): phospholipid scramblase activity
Source: RefSeq, a predicted model, not a curated record